CGCGGCAGGCACACGGACACGCUCUUCUCUCUCCCCGUUGUCGCCGCGGACGCUACGGCACAGCUCCAUCAUGGCUCUGAACAUCCUCGGCGUGACCGUCAUGAUGUUCUUCUACCUGCUGGUGCUCGCCAUCGGCAUAUGGGCCUCGGUCAAGUCCAAGAGGGAAGCCAAGAAGGGCCAGGGCGACAAGACCGAGAUGGCUUUACUGGGGAACCGCGGCAUUAACCUGGUAGUGGGCAUCUUCACCAUGACAGCGACGUGGGUGGGCGGCGGCUUCAUCGUGGGCACGGCCGAGGCGGUCUACAACCCGUCUAUGGGCCUGAUCUGGGCUGUCAUGCCCAUCUCUGCCACUCUGUGCUUCAUCAUCGGGGGACUCUUCUUCGCUGAGCCCAUGAGGAACAACAAGUACGUGACCAUGAUGGACCCCUUCCAGAUCAAGUACGGCAAAGUGCCCACCGCGGCUCUGUCCCUGGCCUCACUCAUCUCCGAGAUCAUGUGGGUGACCGGGACCCUCAUAGGACUGGGUGUGACCAUGAGUGUGAUCCUGGACCUGUCCUACACUGUGAGCAUCUGGAUCUCUGCAGCUGUGGCCAUCACCUACACUCUGCUGGGAGGACUCUACUCUGUGGCCUACACGGACAUCAUCCAACUGGUGCUCAUCUUCAUCAGCCUGUGGCUGUGUGUGCCCUUCUCCAUGAUGAGCCCUGCGGUGGUGGACAUCACUCAGACGGCCUACAACUACACCUACCAGAACCCAUGGGUGGGCUCUCUGGACGGGGACCGAGCCUGGAGGUGGAUCGACAACUUCCUGCUGCUGGGCUUAGGAAACCUGGGUCUGCAGAAUUUCCACCAGAGGACGCUGUCUGCCACCUCCUCCUCCACGGCCAAGAUCACCUGCUUCGCUGCGGCCUUCAUCGUCCCCACACUCGGCAUCCCUCCCAUCCUGCUGGGGGCGGUAGCUGCAUCCACAAACUGGAACCUGACCUCGUACGGUCCCCUGUCCCCCGUGGAGCGUGGGGAGACAGGCCUGAUCCUUCCCAUCGUGCUGCAGUACCUCACCCCGUACUACAUCUCCAUAAUCGGUAUCGGAGCUGUGGCGGCGGCAGUGAUGUCGUCUACGGACUCCGCCCUCCUGUCCGCCGCCUCCAUCUUCACGUCCAACAUCUACAAGAACAUCCUCAGGCCUCAGGCGUCUGAGCGUGAGAUCCAAUGGGUGAUUCAGGGCUCGGUGGUGGUGGUGGGGCUGGCUGGGACGUCCCUCACGUUCCUGGACAACAGUGUCCUAAUGAUCUGGCUGCUGCGCUCUGACCUGACCUACACGCUCAUGCUGCCCCAGCUCGUCUGUGUCCUUUUCUUCAAAAUCUCUAACGGCUACGGCGCGGUGCUGGGCUGUGUCACAGGCAUGGUCCUGCGGGUUCUCUGCGGAGAGCCUGUUCUGGGGAUCCCGCCUGUCCUCAUGUUCCCAGGAUGCACUUUGGUGAACGGCGUGUACGUGCAGCGCUGGCCCAUCCGAACCAUCUGCAUGCUCUCUGCCGUGGUAGCCAUUUUGUUUUUCUCGUACCUGGCGGCGCAGCUCUUCGACAGGGGGCUCAUCUCGGAGAAGUACGACUUUUUCAGCGUCAAGCACUCGCAGCCUCAGAGCGGCGUCAAGAAGGAGGAGAGUCUAAAGCUGGAGGGCGAGCAGGCGGAGGCCACGCAGCCCAUGUUAGAGUCUCCGUGUUAG
Molecule: messenger RNA, 1723 nt
Organism: Periophthalmus magnuspinnatus
Lineage: Eukaryota; Metazoa; Chordata; Actinopteri; Gobiiformes; Gobiidae
Product: high-affinity choline transporter 1-like
Exons: 8
Coding region: 71-1723 (550 amino acids)
Biological process (GO): acetylcholine biosynthetic process; choline transport; transmembrane transport
Cellular component (GO): plasma membrane
Molecular function (GO): choline:sodium symporter activity
Source: RefSeq, a predicted model, not a curated record